Messenger RNA from Monopterus albus (swamp eel), 3339 nucleotides. It is a transcript of the gene dok1b, whose product is annotated as docking protein 1b. The record is from RefSeq and is a predicted model, not a curated record. Gene Ontology annotation, biological process: positive regulation of MAPK cascade; Ras protein signal transduction; cell surface receptor protein tyrosine kinase signaling pathway. The transcript has 5 exons. Gene Ontology annotation, cellular component: cytoplasm. The coding region runs from base 363 to 2411 and encodes 682 amino acids. Lineage: Eukaryota; Metazoa; Chordata; Actinopteri; Synbranchiformes; Synbranchidae.
UAAUUAGACUUUUAUUGUGAAAGCUCUGGCCAGACGUUUCAUGCCAUGUGUUAAAUGUGUCUUUCCAUGGUCUAACGCUACAGGAGGAGACAGAAAGCCGACCCACCGAUAACAUUUAGACAUUAUUUAACGUUGUGGAUAACAGAUCAGCAGCUGUUUGGACCUUUUACAUUUCCACAAUGACACCAUUAACUGUCCGCCAUCGUUGUGAGAAACACGUUUUAACCACCGGGGAGGGGUUGUGAGAGAAGGGGAAAGUUGUCAGGGGUUAAAAUAAACCCCACAAAAGUGAUUUUCUUCUAUCAAAUUCAAGUCAGACUUUGCCUUUCGGGAGGAAGGAGGACCCUGGAACAUUUGUGGGCAUGGACACCCAUAUUAAGGAGGGACAACUUUAUGUGCAGCAUCAGAAGUUUGGAAAGAAAUGGAAGAAGAACUGGUUUGUCCUCUACCCUGCCAGCCAGAAUGGCAUUGCUCGCCUCGAAUUCUUCGACUCGCCUUCGGGUGGAGGGGGUGGCAGUGGAGCCUCGGGAACUGGGUCCAGUGAGAAAACCAGAAAGCUGGACAAGAAGAUCAUUCGCUUGUCUGAGUGCAUUUCCAUCCUGCCAGCGCUGACAGAGAACUGUCCCAAAGAAAACAUGGCAGCGUUCUGUGUGGAAACCAAUGACAAGAUGCACGUGUUUGCUGCAGAGAAGAGCGUUGCCAAGGAGUGGAUGGACACCAUGUGUGACAUUGCAUUUCAGGGAGGACAAGGGAGUGGCAGCAGCAACACUGCUGCAGACUUAAAUGGAGGCCCCCAGGACCUGCAGAUGUCUGAAAACCUCAUCUACUACUCCAGAGAGGAAGUGAACGAGUUCUGGGUGAAUGUUCAGCGUACCGAAGCUUCAGAGCGUUGUGGGCUGACAGGCAGCUACUGGCUGAAGGCUGAGAGUGACAUCUUGAUCUUAAGGGAGCCAAAGACCAAGAGGAACAUCCUGGUGUGGCCCUAUAAGCUGCUGAGGAGAUACGGGCGAGACCGGGUGGGUGGUAACUUCACCUUUGAGACCAAGCAAGGCAACGAGAUCUUCAUGCUGGUGGACCAGGCUAUCCAGUCGCAGAAGGCUCUUGCUGAGGAUCACCACCUAAGUUGCCCCUUCAUGUCUGACGCAGACUGUCCGGUGUCGCUACAGCAUAUACGCAACCCCAGUGGCAUGACAUCAGGAAGUGUAGACAGCAGCAGCUGCAGCAGUCGGGAGGCAGAUGGAGAUUCAGGUGGCAGCAAACCAGGCUCUGCUGAUGGUGUGCUCGGAAAAAGAGAAGGGGGAGACGGAGGAGGUGGAGGAAGAGGGCAAGGAGGUGGAUCAGCAGUGGGACUUAAAGGCAGAAGUUUACCAGAACCACCAGCCAUGUUGGGGGUUUUGGGAGGAGGAACACCUCCACGGUCUCCCAGAGGACAUGUAUCAGCAAAAGGUGUUUCCUCACCUGAUGAACUGGCUGGGCUUUAUUCUGAGCCGGCGGACUCAGUCCGCCUGCCUCUGCACAGUGCUGACUGUCUCUACUCUGACCCAGUGGACAGCAUCAAAAGUCAGAACCAAACCAGCAGCCCAUCCACCCCUCCAGUGCCCACCCCACGCCUCCGACCAGUCGGAGAUGAGGCCUUAGGAGGCAGUGUCCAAGGGGAUCAUCACCAUGGAGGCAGCAACCCCAGGAAGCCACCAGACCUGUACUCACAUAUCUAUGACCGGAUCAGCCAGGAGCUGAACCAGAAAACAAGCGCUCUGAGUCUGAAUGGGGCUGCAGGGGGAGGAAGAGGGGCUGGAAGAGGGGUGAACAUUAACAGGCGACCCCCUGGAGGCAAAGCCGAGGGGGCUUCAUCAUCUCUUGCUCGUCUUUUGGAGCACAUAUACGAUGAACCAGAAGGUUGUCCCAAAGGAAGUGCAAGCAUACCUGCUAGUUCAUCGAUGAGUAUUUAUGAUGAGGCCCGUUUAGAGCCUCACAACCAGGAGAGACAGGAAGAGAUAGCAGCCCUGACAGGACAGGAGGGGAAUUACAGCACCCCCUCCUUUGGAAAACCAUCAGAGUCCCACAGACACUCUCCUCCACAGCUCGGCCUGAGCCGUGGCAUGCAACAACCUCCAGCUCCAACUCCAAGGUGGCCCAAACCAGUCACUGCCCCCAAGCCGGGAAAGGGUACUUUCGGCCGCAAGGAGCCAGUACCACUGCCCCCUGGGAAACCCGGAGGUCCUGGCAGUAACGUGAACAACAACAGCAACAACAACAUUUGGGGUGGGGGUGGAGGAGAAGGAGGGAGCAGGGAGAUAUACAGCAAGGUGUCUAAACAGAAACCACCGCCUGCAAAUCUGUGGUACAGCCAGCACCACCAGGGACUGCUGAGAUCUCCAGAAAUCACCUUCGACAACCUGGGAGAUGUUUGACAUCUUUAUUUUUCAACAUAAACUGAAAUGUUUUAAAAGAGAGAUGCUAAAGAAGAAAAAAACUUUAGGCUGAUGUCUUUAUUGUUGCAGUUUUUGUAAAGCCUGAGCACAUUUUCUCAUUUCACAUUUCUUCUGUUUAUGAACCGGAAUAAUUAUUUGAGGCAGUCGAUUCAUUCAGAAUGGAUUUGCUCACAACUCUGGCUGCACUUUCUGCGACAAUUCUAGGACCACCCUGUGUGCGUGUUUGAGAAAGAGAGAGUGAGUGUUUGCACGGUCAACCCAUAACUGGUGUACCAAGCCACAGUGUGGUUGGAGCCAGCCACUUCACUUAAACACACACACAGAAACCAGAUGGAUUUGCCAAAAGGAGCCUUUAACAAGCUGAGAGGGCGGCUUGGCACUUCUUUUAUAAAAUGUCUGCUGUGCUUAUAAAGUCACAGGAAAUGUUUUUGUUACUGCUGCUUCUCUGUUACUCUGCAAUAUGAGACAUUGUGACAAUGAAGACUUAACCAACAAGAGGUAAAACAUGUUCUAUGUGUGUUUUCUGGACUGAUUAGUUUUGUAAAUCCCACAAAAAGAGUGACAUUUACAACAUUUUCCAGCCUAGGACACUAAUGUGUGACAUGGUUUCAUGUUAGGAUCCACUAACUGAAAAAUGUUGUAUUGUUUUGGAGGAUUCAUGAAAAGUGGGACUUCUAAGACCCUUGUUUGAGUCUUAGAAACCGAAAUAAAUGGGUCAUCAUAGGGUCACCGUCUUCAUGUGGCAAUUUCCUGCAAAAAACAAUAUUAUUUGAACCUUUUAUAUUUCUAUGAACAGACUAAAUAUCACAUUAGUCCCCUGCAAUGUGUCAGUGUGUGUGUGUGUGUGUAUAUGUGUCAAAAACAGCUGUGCUGUCUGUAAAUAUGACUAAUAAUAAAAAUGGCUCAG